CCUGUUUAUAUGUUAGGGACCUACACAUUCUCUUCUCUUCACUCCCUCUCUCUUUUACCUUUUGAAUAUUUUUUUCAUAGAAAAGGUAUUAGCUAUGGGAAGAGCUCCUUGCUGUGACAAAAAUGGGCUGAAGAAGGGGCCUUGGACUCUAGAAGAAGAUCAGAAACUCAUGGAUUACAUACAGAGAAAUGGUUACGGAAAUUGGAGAACUCUUCCAAAGAAUGCUGGUCUGCAAAGAUGCGGAAAGAGUUGCCGAUUGCGGUGGACUAAUUACCUCCGGCCAGAUAUCAAGAGAGGAAAAUUCUCCUUCGAGGAAGAAGAAACCAUCAUCCAGCUUCAUUGUAUCCUCGGCAACAAAUGGUCGGCGAUCGCAAGCAGACUACCGGGCAGAACUGACAACGAGAUAAAGAACUAUUGGAACACGCAUAUUAGAAAGCGGCUGCUGCGUAUGGGAAUCGACCCCAUAACUCACAGCCCCCACCUCGACCUCCUUGACCUCUCAACCCUCCUAAACUACUCCUCUCUCUACGCUCAACAACACCACCACUCCAAAAUCGACUUUUCCAGAUUAAUAGGAACGCAACCUUUGUUCAAUCCAGAAUUAAUAAGGUUAGCAUCUUCCUUGCUUUCCUCAGACCGUCGAAACCAGCAGGCCUUUCUCAUGACUCAAAAUCAACUAAAUACAAACUGCAACGAUCAAGUUUCUCCAACAACGUCUACCACACUCUAUAAUCAGAAUCGGAAUCUGGACGGAUUUGCCGACUCGCAGCAAAACGAAAGUUCGGUUUUUUUGCCGGAAGAUUAUUCUCAGCCGGCUAACUAUGGGUAUUACGGGUCGGAUCAGUCGGUUGUGGAUACUUCGACGUUUCAGACUAACUGCAGCAGCGACAACUUGAGCUUCCAAUCCGUUUUGUCCAACAUCUAAUCGCCAUCGUCGAGCCCACGCCGUUGAAUUCCGGUUCGACUUACAAUAUGACCGGCGGCGGCAGCACGGAAGAUGAGAGGGAAAGUUAUUGCAGCGAUAUGUUAAAAUUUGAGAUUCCGGUGGAUAUUUUGGAUGUCGCCGAUUUCAUCUAAACUUUUACCAUCAUUGCGAAGUGAUGUGGACAUUUUUCUUUUUCUUUUCUUUUUAUUUAGGUUUCUCAAGUUCCAUGCUUCUUGUAAAUUAGUAUCUGUUCAAGUUUAACUUGUACUUCAGUUAAAUUUUUCUAGUGCUCGGCAUUAGCCAACACUUGUUUCAUAAUUUAUAUCUCACACAGUUACUAUUAUAUAAUGCGAUUUCAGUUUCUUUUCUGGC
Messenger RNA from Salvia splendens (bonfire salvia), 1297 nucleotides. RefSeq names its product transcription factor MYB102. The record is from RefSeq and is a predicted model, not a curated record. The transcript has 3 exons. NCBI's taxonomy places the organism in Eukaryota, Viridiplantae, Streptophyta, Magnoliopsida, Lamiales, Lamiaceae. The coding region runs from base 95 to 925 and encodes 276 amino acids.